UAAGAAAUUCACUACAGCAGCAAGCGACCGUCCAUUGGAUCAAUCACGCAAUCUCAGCCGCUGGAUUCUACGUUGUUGGCUUCUGCAGAGGACAAAUAAUAGUGGGUGAGAGAAAAUGAAAAACAAAAAAAAAAGAAAAAGAAACACGCGAUAAGGUUGGUUGAAUCCUUUUAUUUUUUUUUUUUCCCUUCUCUGUGUGUCUCGUGAUCGGUGGGGUUUCUUCGCGAUGCUCCGAGAGAUCUCGAUGGCGAUCUCGCUUUGAGGAAGAGGAAUCGCGAUCGUGGCUUCGCGAUGAUCGCACGCCGCCACGGGUUCUACGAUUUGGUUCGUCUAGGGUUUGAUUCCGACGAUUGAUUCGCGAGCAGGGAAUCGAGGUGGUAGAUCGAUCGGGGGCGAAGGAGUAGGGUUUCUCGAUCGCCGUAGACGGAGAUGGAGCAGGACAGCAAGAAGAGGGAGGCGGAGGAGACGGAGUUCCAAUCCCCCAACGUCCCGAUCCUCUGCGCCAACAACUGCGGCUUCUUCGGAAGCCCCGCCACCAACAAUCUCUGCUCCAAGUGCUACAAAAAUCACUACUUGAGCAAAUCCAAGGCCUCGAUCGAAGCCCUCGCGAUUGCCGCAACCAUCGAGGCGAAGGAGCUCGCCGUACAAGUCGAUGAAGCUGUGAAGGUCGAUAGAUCUGUAGAAGAAGGGGCUCCAUCGGUGGAAGCUUCGGCUUCUUCGGCUUCGAAGAAGCCCAAAAACCGCUGCAGCUUCUGCAACAAGAAGGUGGGGCUCAUGGGGUUCGAUUGCCGCUGCGGAGAGGUUUUCUGCUCCGCGCAUAGGCACUUCGAGAAGCACGGUUGCCCCUUCGAUUACAGGGGAGCUGGGAAGGACGCCAUUGCGAAGGCCAAUCCGGUCGUGAAGGCCGACAAGAUGGAGAAGAUCUGAUCGCCGUGCACGGCCGCCCCCCUGCUGAGGAUCAUCGGUGUAUGUGAUCCAUUCCUUCUAGUUUGUGCUCGUAUUUGUGGUAAAUAGGUGUUAGGUUGCUUAUUAUUGAUCAAUUGCUUGCGCUUGUUUAUGUUGUCUGUACAGUUUGGUUGCUCAAUUUAGUGUAAUUUACUCGAUUCUAUAUUAUGUAUAUGUAUAAAAUCUUUAUUUGGUAUCAUUUCUUUCUUUCUUUCUCCCUGA
Messenger RNA from Ananas comosus (pineapple), 1167 nucleotides. RefSeq names its product zinc finger A20 and AN1 domain-containing stress-associated protein 6-like. Lineage: Eukaryota; Viridiplantae; Streptophyta; Magnoliopsida; Poales; Bromeliaceae. The coding region runs from base 430 to 927 and encodes 165 amino acids. The transcript has a single exon. The record is from RefSeq and is a predicted model, not a curated record. Gene Ontology annotation, molecular function: DNA binding; zinc ion binding.